Molecule: messenger RNA, 6764 nt
Organism: Strongylocentrotus purpuratus (purple sea urchin)
Lineage: Eukaryota; Metazoa; Echinodermata; Echinoidea; Camarodonta; Strongylocentrotidae
Exons: 15
Coding region: 169-4629 (1486 amino acids)
Biological process (GO): protein deubiquitination
Cellular component (GO): nucleus
Molecular function (GO): cysteine-type deubiquitinase activity
Source: RefSeq, a predicted model, not a curated record
CGAUGUUUUGCUUUUGGAUUUCAGCACGAAUAUUGGAAUUGGAACUCACUGGAGCUGUGCACUCUGAGACUACAUUUGUAAAAUCAUUCCUUCAAAGUUAAACCAAACUAAUAAUGGAAUUGUUCGUUGUAUUUUGACUCCAGAUAUUAUACUAAAUAAGCUUCUGCCAUGGGUAAGAAGCGAAUUCACCGUAAGCCUGUGGCCCUCACGUUUGCUGAUACCAGUAACCAGCCUACAGAGCAGGAUGGAGAGGGCUGCUCCUCUUGGAAUCCCGGCCAAAGGGAGAGGAAUCAGAGAGAUGGCAAAGAGAGCAGCGCUCAACAGAGGCAUAAGAAUGGAGACGAGGAUGAGAUUGAAUGCAUGGGAAUGGUGAGUAGCAGUACCGCAAGCACAGAAAACCAUAGGAACAGCCGCCCAAGCAACAGAGAGCUGGUUCGCAGACAGCAAGAAGAGGAAGAACAGAGAAUCAAGAAACAAGAGGAGGAAGAAUUUCAAAGAGCGUUAGAGCUGAGUCGCCAAGAAACGCAAGUCACAUCGGUAACAAACUCGACCAGUGAUGGAAUCAUCAGCAACGAUGAGAUCGAAGGAGGCGACAGGGUGCAGACCAACAACGGAGUAGGAGGAGGAGAGAGUGACGGGAACUCCUCUGGCCUCGAGGAUGUUGGUCUGGGCAUCCAUGGCGAGGCUCAGGCUCAGGCUCAGACAAGCGGUAGACGUGAUGCAUCUCAUAAGAACAGCCGUAUGGAUGGUGCUGGAAGCAGUGAUGGGGAGGAUAGCGAUGUCACUGAUAUCAGUAACGAGGAGAAUGAGAGGGGCGUGGCGGCUGAAGCCAGUGGCCAUGUGGAGGAUGAUGUCGAGGAUGAAGAGGGGAAUGGAGAUGAUGAUGAUUCUUCCGUCGGUUCCUCCAUCUUGCUCCAGUCAGAUGAGGAGGUUGAUAAAAUUUCAUCGCAGGAGAUAACGGCAGGCCAGCCACCCCAUGCCUCUAGCAGUUGCCCUACUCAAUCCAGCGAAAAGGCUGUCGCUAAAGUAGGUCCACUGGAGGACCGUAACGCGGUAACUCCGGACGGAAGCAUUGAUAUCUUUGAUGUGACGGAAGACCAGGAGGAGCUCUCACAAGAACUGUAUGUUGAUAAUCAGAGGCCCGGGGAUCAGGAGGGAAGCAUCGAUAUCUUUGAUGUGAUGGAAGACCAGGAUGAGCUUGCACAAGAACUCGAUAGUCAGAGGUCCCAUCAGGGAUAUGAGCCUCAGCCUGAAUCAACGCACAGUCAAGAGGAAGACAGAGGUGGCAGUUCCAAUAUGGACUUGAGGAGAACAAGGCUGAGUUUGCGAAAGAGGAAGCGAAACGGCGAAGAGGGCUCUGAACUCAGGACCAACAGCAACAAGACCAAAGCUCCGCGGCUGGCCCAGGAAUCGGAAUCCGAAGGGUCGGAGGUCGAUGUGGAGGUCGGAGCCGGCGACGAAGAUGAGGACAGCAGUGCACCACCCUCUCAAGAUGCGGGUUUCAUCGACUUCCCAGAAAGGUUCUCGGACAAUGCUGGGGUACCACUUGUAGAUCCCAGGAAGCCUAAUCACAAGAGUCCAUUCUUGGCACCAGAUGGAGUCCUACCGAAUGCUUACACCGCUGUCAUUCUGCGACUGUUCUACCAGUACAAGAUGCGUCUCCUCAAGGCCCAAGCUAAGCAGAAGCACAGGUUGGCACUGGGAAAGCCUGUAGUGGUAGGACCUCACGUGAAGGACACCAUCGUCCACAAGAAACGAGGCCAGAAAGUCUUCCAGUGGCUCCUGUCGUCCGAUGAGGAGAGUGCAGGCAACAGCCAGGAGAAUGAUCCUGAAGUGGCCAACCAGGCAAGACUGGUGAAGCCCCUGAGAACUGACCUUGGGCACCUUAGCAAAGUCUUUCAGAAUAACACUGAUGUCAAUAAAGUGAGGAUAGUGCCUGGUAAUCAACAGGCAGAAGCUAGGCCUGCAGGAUUUAAACCAAAACUAGAAUGGACAAGGUCUGUCAGUGGGUCUUCUGGUGUCCAAAACAAUGCCAGGACAACAGGAUUUUUAAGUUUAAGGACUGCUGAUGAGGUAUCCAGUUCGAGGACCCUAGUCAGUAAGGUUUCUCCUGUACAGAAGCGUGCAGUUGGAGAGUGGACAAGUAAAUCUGAGAUGACCAGAAAGAGAGAGGCAAAGCGGAGAUCGUCAAGUUCAGACGAAAGCGAUGCGGAUGUGGAGGUUGUUCCUGUGAACACAACAACAAGGACUCCUUUGACUGCAACGGUGUCACCGAGAAGGUCCACUCCACCUGAAUCUCAGUCCAGCAGUUCUCUAAGAUCUCCAGUUUUUGGUGGGAAGUCCAGUAGGGGGCUUGUGAGACCAUCCAGCGGUGUCCCAAGGCAAGUUGGGCAUUGCUCACCACGAACUCUGCAGAAUAACAGGGACAAGAUGGAGAGUCCGCAGCCAUCUUCCCCAAGGCUCAGGGUGGACAACGAUGCAAGGACACAUGCAACCAUUGCUGCAGAGAGUGCUUCAGGGGUGUCGUCCACUGUGCCUGAUAACGGUGGGAGACAUGCAAUGUCCAGAGUUGACCAACACCAAGAGGCAACUGCCUCUGGGACUGUAUCCUCUGGAAUGCCUACCUCAAGGACAGGUGCAGAUUCUGCGGCUGAUCAGUCAAGAGCCUGUUCUACAUCUACAAACCAUGCUGAGAGCGGUGUCAACAGUGAUACAGUUUCCGCUUCCUCCAAACUUGCCUCUAGCUCUAUUUACGGACCAGCCCAUAGCUUCGAGGAAGAAAGACUCGAUUACUACAAAUUGAAUCGAUUGGGGGUUACCCGUCAGGAGGAAAAUGGCAUCGGGGAUGUGGGCAGUAGCAAUGUGAAUAGAUUGGAUGAAUCAAACAAUGGGGAAAGUGAAGAAGGAGAAACUGUUGCUCAAGAAAACAGCUCAAGUCAUAAACGUAAUCAAAUCAACGGUGCUGUAGACAACAGUGGAAGAGACGUUGUUGACCGUUUAGCGCCAAGAAAUUAUCAAAACAGAGGUGAAAAUGAAUCGAGGAAAGAGGAUGAGCAUAAUGACAAUCAGGCUGAUGAGGAAGCUGAAAUACAGAACUCCAAUGAAGCAGCUGUGAGCAUCGGAACGGAUUCCCCCAUUGCCGAGAUGGAUGACAACAUCCUGGACGAGGGAGGUGGGCCAAGUGACGAAGACUUAGGGGAGAACGUGGAACCAGCCAGACGAGAUGAAGAUCACCAAGCAGAGGAAGAAGAAGUUCACGAAGGCGGUGGUGGGGACGAAGUGGAAGCAGAUGGUGUCCAGUGUCCCCUCUGCGGAGUGACCUUUGCCAUGACGAUCAUAGAGGUCCAUGCUGCAGAAUGCAAUGGUCCAGUGGAAAAUGCAGAACCUGCAAGACCAGAGCCUGUAAGAAGACCUAGACCAGGUCCUGCUCCCACUCCCAGACCCCCUAGUCCUCGAGACAGGAUAGUAGCCAGGAUGGAGAUGCUGGACAGGACGUCAUCGGAGGAUGAGGGAGACGAUGGCGGCGACGACGAUGAUGAUGUGAUCGUCUCAGGAGAAGCACAGGAGGCUAUAAAGAGGCCUGGGAGGAAGCAGAAUGUCAGAAAACGGACAUUUCCUAGUUCUGAGAACACCAGCGACAGCCCCACAUCCAGCGUAGGGAGUAUGAGCCACUUUGAUAACGUUGUGAUGAACAUGGUACGCCGAAAUGAGAUCAAGGUCACCGCUCCUGGCCCCUCCUCAUCGUCAUCGUCAAAGCAACCAGAUCGCAACCAUCCCGCACCCAAGAGGGGUAAAUGGCAAUCUAAAACUACCUCCAGUCAUGCCGCAGACAGCGAUGGUGAUGAUGAUGACGAACCAGGAGAAGUGGAGAAAUGCUUCAUCUGCAACAAGUUCAUCUCCAAGUCUCUCUACCAAGCGCAUGUACAGAACGAGCUGGACCGUAUGGAUGCCUCCAACAACUCCCAGGUGGAAUCAACCAGCUCGCCAUCGAAAAACACCAGACAGUCCAUUGCCCUUGGUAGCGAGAAUAAUGAUGCGGUCCCCAGUGCCGUCAGCACCUCGACAUCAUCAUCAACCAGAAGGCAAAUUUUGUCCACCGCUGCCGCAGAGGGAUCGUCGACGGGAGGGGUGUCACGUUCAAGGAGUGGGAACGCAGCAGCACAAGGAACCAGAGCUAAACGAGCGGUUAAUGCGAAAGGGGGCGAGGCCACUUCGACGUCUCAACUUAGAUCGAAAAGAAAGAGAGACAUUUCGUCUGAAGAGGAGGAGGAGAGGAGCGGUCCGAACUCACCUAGUGCCCUUGACGAGUUCCUUGUCGACUCCGACGAUGACGAUGACGACAACUACGACAUCGAUGACGACAGCGAUGGGGAUGACAGAGUCCGUCGAGAUCCCUCCUCGGUUCCUUUCAGCGACUCCCCUAUCAAGGCUUUCAAGAGCCUGAAACAUAACCCUCCUUGUUUGAUCGACUUCAAGAAUCAAUUCAACACAUCGGGGAGGGAAAAGAGUCCGAGGAAAUUCACCGGCAGGGGGGCAGGGGGUAAAGGGUCGGGGCGAGGGAGGGGGAAGGGAAAGGGAAAGUGGAAGUCUGGUAAGAAGUGGGGUAGGGGUGGCAAAUCAAGAAAAUAGAUGCAAUCAAUAAGACUUUGAAAACAUUAAUCUGAGACAAUUUCAAUGGCUUCGUGCAUCGCCUUUUGGACUGUCUAAACUGGACUGAACAUCACAGUAAUAUUUUAAAUUAUCUGAAGACUUCUUCUAGUUUGGAUUUAAGAUUCACAUGUUAUUAAAAACAUAGCUUUUCAGUCGGAUCGCUGAAGUAUGGUAGUUUCACAACUAAAACAUGCAAAUGUUACAAGGUACAAAAUGUACAAUGUCAAUGAAUAUGUAUAGAAUCCAGUAAAUUGAAUUAAAAAAUAGAAAUAAAAAAUGACAUCUAAAGGCAUUACAACAGCAAGAGGGUAUUAAAAUUGUCUUCAGGUUGAUUAUUUGUAAGUCUUUAUGUUUAUGAUUGUGUUACUGGCAUCAAUCCAUUUCAUUUUCUGUCCAGAAUUUACGGAGAAAAAUUAGUUUUGUUUCUAGCAGGAAUGACACACUACAUCAUUACAUGAAAGCAUUCACAGGAGUUGUUAGAAAAAAACCAAUACAUUCUGAAGGAACAAACCAAAAAUAUGCACAGUUUAUGUUUCCAUGACAAAUGUUAGACAGCAAAUUAUUUUUAUUUCCAUGUUGGUUGGAAAUAGUUCAAUGUUUUAGAGACAUUCCAUUAUUUUCGUUUUUAUAUUACUUUUUGCUUCAGAAAUAGGAACUGUGUACAUUAAUUUCUUGUAUCAAAACCUUUACGGCAGUAUUCUCUUUGACAUGUAUUUAUUUCCCUGUAAAGACAGAAACUUUCAUGAAUUAUGUGACAUAAAAGCCUUGCAAAUUGCAAUUAUUCAGUGUUGGGCCACUCGGGUGAGAAACACAGUGCACAAAGGCCCCUGUGAUACUCGACUUGUGUUUUAUGAAAUAGAAAGUUGAAUUAAGCAAUUGAUGAGAUAAUCAAUGUUUAAAAUUUAGUCUGUCUCACGUUCACUUUCCUCUUUCCUUUAUCCCCCAUUACUCUCUCUGUCUCUCUGUCUCUCUCUUUCUCUCUCUCUCUUUCUCUCUCCUAGUCUCUCUUUCUCUUUCUCUCUCUCUCUUUCUCUGUCUCUCUCUUAUCAUCUGCACGCAUUGAUGUUUUAUCCGUGAUAUGCCAAACUGAAUUUGCCAUUUUGUAUGCACUUUCAUGAAGCAACUCAUUUUUAGAAACAGUAAAGGAACAGUAUUCCUGUGUACCAUGCAGUUGAUCACCAAAAGCAGUUAUAAGAAAAAGAAGGUGGAAAAGAGGAAGAAAGAAAGGAAAAGGGAAAAAAAAAACAUCUGUAUUUUGAAAUAUCCCUUGUAUGCAUGGAGAAAAAAUAUAAUAAGGGGCAACUCAUUUUGUUGUUAAAUUAUCUAUUGACAUACCUGCUAAAAAAUUGGAAGACAUUUUGCUUUCAAUGUGAGUCACUCUCAGUCUUGCACUUUUCGUGGAAAGGGGGCAGGGGGGGGGGGGGGAGAUGGUAGAUAUACAUGUAUUUCUUCAUUUUUGAGAAUUGAUCUUACAAAAGUCCAUGGGAAAUCACUGAAGUAUUUGAUGCAAAUACAGAUGUGUCCAUCUUUAUUUUCUCCUAUUCCUUUACGAUAUAGGAGAAAUUUGUCAAUAUGCAUGCACUUUCAACUUAAACAGACCUGAAACUAUUGAGUUGUUUCAAAUUGUACUUUAUCACUGACUGUAAAUACGUUUAUGAACUUUAAAAAAGAGAAGAAGAUUAGAUAAUAAGGACUAAAAACAAACAAAAUGACACGAUUGAAUUUGCUUUCUAUUUCUGCCUUGUGCAAGAGACCUAGCCAGACUCUGGUAGAUGGAAUCGGCCCAUUGCUUGUAAGUGAGUUAAAACAAGUCUGGAAUGAUGUAGACUAACCCGUUUUGCUAUCUAGUAAGUUAUAGGGGUAGUCUAUCUAUUUCAGACUCUAUUCCACAUCUUUUCCAACAGGAGGUGGAAAACUCAUUCUGUCUGUAAGCUAUGCCACACAAAGAUAAGAAGAUAAAAUGAUGUGCCUGUACUUGUUUAUCUGUUGAUUAAUAUUGUUUUUUAUUUUGUGGAAAAAUAUGUAAGAGAGAUGAUUUCCAUAUGAUGUUCAAGAUAUUCAGAUAUGUCAUAAAAGUUUAUGUCAGAAGUUCACUAAAUUUGAAACAUUCAAGA